GGACCAUACAGAGAUCUCCGUCAACAAAUACACUACAUAAGAGGGUUUUCUUUGCAAAAGAUACAUUAUUAGGAGAAAGUUAAUGGGCCGUAACCAAGCAAGCCCAACUCCCACCUCGUGGGCCCUGGGAAUUGAUAUGAAUUAGCAACCCUGUGCGGUGGCUGCACAGAGAGAGGGAGAAGAUACGUGGCAGGCAUCGAGGCAUCGGGGACUCCAUGCGGAGCGAAGCCGUCGCCACGUACCCUCCACUUGUCCGCGCGGCCUCCUAGCAUGUCUCCACGUAGGCUUCUCUCUCUCUCCCUCUCUCUCUAACUGAUGCCUUCUGCUUUGCUAUAUAUAGUGCGUGUGUAGCUUGUUUGUUUGAUCGUUGCAGCUGUAACAAACUAUGACCGCCGUCGGUGAGCGCUACACGAGGGGCCUCUAUGGCGAGGACGACUACAGCGGCCACGGCCACGGCCCCGGCCCCGGCCAGGGCCAGCGGCAGCAGCAGCAGCAGCAGUCCGCGGCCGCGGCGGUGACCAAGGCGCUGGCCGCGGGCACGGCGGCCUUGUCCAUGCUGCUGCUGUCGGGGCUGGCGCUGACGGGCACGGUGCUGGCGCUGAUCGUGGCGACGCCGCUGCUGGUGAUCUUCAGCCCCGUGCUGGUGCCGGCGGCCAUCACGUUGGCGCUGCUCACGGCGGGCUUCGUGUCGUCGGGAGGGUUCGGCGCGGCGGCGGUCGGCGUGCUGGCGUGGAUGUACCGCCACCUGCAGACGGCGCCGGAUCAGCAGCAGCUCUCCAGCAAGGACUGGGCGCACCACCGCAUCGAGCAGGCGCGCGCGCACUGAUACACGCCAGUUUAGUUGCAUGUACCAGCAAUAAUAUAAUAAUGCAUACCAGUCCAGUUCAAGUGCUUUACUAGGUGGUGAUGUAAUCUUGUCAGCAAUAAUUAUUAAUAAUUAGUACC
Molecule: messenger RNA, 945 nt
Organism: Setaria italica (foxtail millet)
Lineage: Eukaryota; Viridiplantae; Streptophyta; Magnoliopsida; Poales; Poaceae
Product: oleosin 16 kDa
Exons: 1
Coding region: 386-826 (146 amino acids)
Biological process (GO): lipid storage
Cellular component (GO): membrane; monolayer-surrounded lipid storage body
Source: RefSeq, a predicted model, not a curated record